Molecule: messenger RNA, 3612 nt
Organism: Vollenhovia emeryi
Lineage: Eukaryota; Metazoa; Arthropoda; Insecta; Hymenoptera; Formicidae
Gene: psidin
Product: N-alpha-acetyltransferase 25, NatB auxiliary subunit
Exons: 10
Coding region: 351-3068 (905 amino acids)
Biological process (GO): N-terminal peptidyl-methionine acetylation
Cellular component (GO): NatB complex; cytoplasm
Molecular function (GO): protein binding; protein-N-terminal amino-acid acetyltransferase activity
Source: RefSeq, a predicted model, not a curated record
CAAUCAAAGUCGGGAACGUUAUUUCGUGACUCUGAUUAGAGGCUCCCUAGGCUCAGCCAGAGGUUCACUACGUUCCUUCCAUUCUAUUACUGCGUUCGCCAAGGGGAGACCUAGCGGGUAGCGCGGCCGGUUCGGUCAUUCUUUGCACAACCGCGGUUCUAUGAAGGGAGGGCUAAGAAUAAAAAUAUUUUUGUGCAAUAGCGUGCUUCGUCGCGUCGAGGUCGACCUGGCGCGCGUGAGACGCGCGUAAAAAUAUCUCUGUAACGCGGGAGUCGUCGAAGAUGCGCCGGGGUGAUCUGCGAUCGUGCGUGCUUCUCGUUUGUUGAUUUUAUGCUACCGCAAAAAGUAUCAUGGCGUCCAAGGGCCAUGUGGACAACACGGUGAACGAACGUCGCCUGCGACCGAUUUACGACUGGCUGGACAAUGGGAAUAACAAGAAGGCCCUCCAAGAGGCGGACAAGGUGCUGAAGAAGCACCCGACUAACCAAUGCGCCAGAGUGCUCAAGGCCCUGGCCUUGUUGCGCAUGGGCAAGGAGAAUGAGUGUCAGGCUAUUAUGGACAAGGUGCGCUCCGAGGUGCCCUGCGAGGAUUCCACCCUGCAGGCGAUGAGCAUCUGUUACAGGGAGAUACAUCAACCGGAUAAAGUUAGCGAGCUUUAUGAAGCCGCCGCAAAGGCUGACCCGAACAACGAAGAGCUCCUAACGCAUCUCUUCAUGUCGUACGUUCGCCUCGGCGACUAUAAGAAGCAACAGCAAACCGCGCUUAACUUAUAUAAACUGACUCAUAAAAACCCAUAUUACUUUUGGGCUGUUAUGAGUAUAGUGAUGCAAGCUAUUCAUGCUGAUCAGAAGUUAGCGAAAGGAGUUAUCUUGCCUUUGGCAGAAAGAAUGGUCCUAAAACUUGUAAGGGAGGGAAAGAUUGAAGCGGAACAGGAAGUGCAACUUUAUCUGAUGAUCUUGGAGCUGCAAGACAAAAAUGAGGAAAUAUUAAAUGUAUUGUCUAGUCCUUUAGCUUCAUACGUCUCGUAUGUACCUCAACGAAAAGCUACGUGUUUAUUGAAGCUAGAAUGUUUUCCUGAAGCGGCCAAUGCAUAUCGCGCACUUAUUGAAGAAAACAUCGACAAUUGGGCGUUUUAUCAGAAUUAUCUUUCGGCGGCCUUAAAGUUUCAACGGUUGACAGAAUGUUUGGAUUUUUUUAACCACAUUAUUAAUUUGUCCGAGAAAAAAAUACGCGCGCCAUACCUGGCCCGCCUGGAAUUAUUGAAGCGAUGCCAGACCGAAGAUCUACAAUAUAGUAUCACCUGUAUGAAUUUUAUGCAUCAAUACUUUUCUCAAUUUGGAGAAAAAGGAUGUGUAGUUGGAGAUUUACGAUUAUAUCUAAAUCUACUUACACCCAAAUCUAAGUUUGAAUUAUUUGAAAAGAUCGAAGAAGAUAUUGGCAUUGCACCAGACGAGUUUCCUACUACAGCACAACAAAUGCAAAAGCACAUUCACUUGGAACAAUUGCGGCGUAUUUGUGGCUUCCAUCAUCCUCCUUUAGCAGACAAAGAGAAACAGGAACAAUUGAUAAAGCGAUUAUGCGAUUUGUAUGAAAAGAGUAAUGAAUUGUGUCCGAUGCAAGAUAGAUUGCCAACUGAUUUUUGUCCAGCAGAUCCGUAUAUCCUAUUAGCUACACAUUUGUUACAUCAAUUAUGGGUUGAUACUAAUGAUGCAUCUUUUCUCUAUAGGGCAAUGUCAUUAUUGGAACACGGUCUUCUGUCGAGUCCUGUAAAUUUUCACGUAAAAAUUUUGCUUGUGCGUAUUUACUUGGAAGCUGGUCUAGUGGUCGCGGCUGAUCAUGCAUUCGCAUUACUUGAUGUAAAGCACCUUCAACUAGAUUCACUGGGUCAUCUCCAUGCGCCACUUCUCGCUCCUCUCGGUAACUUACCCCUGGCCUCGACAACUCUUGAUCAUACAGCGAAAUUUUUCAUAGCCAACUAUAAGGAUAGUGCAGAUCAUUUAACACUUGCAUACAAAUAUGGGAGUUUUAUAAAAAUUCAGGAUUUUGUGGAAUUAAGAGAACGCCUAGAAAAUUCGUUACAUUUUGCUAUAACAACUGUAGAUAAAAUGCUCCUCGAUUUGUGUUGGUGUGACAGUACUACUUCUCUGUUUUCUACUUUGAAUAAUAUGCAUAUCCAACCCCAUCUCGAUUCAAUUAGAUGGGCAUCUUUGCGAGACAAUCGUGAUUUGGAGGUUGUUCGCGGCUGGGAACCACUGACUCAGAGCGAGGAGGAUCCAAGAAUGCAGGAGGAGACACGCAUAUGUAUGUUAAAAUUACUUGCGGCAAGAAAUGCCAUAUUGCGUAUCUUGGCGGCGAGUGCUGGAUCGUCUUCUAUGUAUCUUUCUCAAAUAUCUGGCGAGCUUAAAGAGUUAGCAGAAGAAAGUAUACCAACUGUAUUACAAAAAUUUGGCACGGAUGGAAAGAAGACCGGACCAUGCAAAAUAUUGGUUCCUCUUGAUGCUGUAGAAAGAUUACGUGAAGCUUAUCAUUCGGAGCAAUUAAGAACUAUAGCGUGCCUUGCAAAAUCACUUUCCCAUUCUCACUGUCCGGACUACGAUUGCAUACAGAUGCUGCGAACGACUCCUUGCUUGCAGACAUUACCUAUUCCUGAUCGAGAUAAGCCAGUAUCUUUCAAAAACUUCUUACUCAGAGCUUCAACUUGUAGUGAAUCUUUAGCGAUUAUUAGCGCUAUAUGUAGUGCAUGUGCGACACAAGCGGAACCACGCGCACAAUCUCAAAAGAAAAAUAAGAAGAAAUAUAAUAAGAAAAUUGAGUCAAAUAUGAUAAACGAGACCAAUGAGACCAAGACUUGGAGGGAAGUAGCUGUAUUACUCUCAGAAAGAGUUGAAAAUUUAGAUGCGGUCCUAACAGAAUUUGAAAAAUAUGAGUUACACACGGGAUUAGAUGAGAAAGACGACGUAUGUGUCAUCAUUACGAAACGCGGACAAGCGAGCCUCCGACAAAGUUGCAGAUCCCUCAAAUCUCGUACCCAGCCUAUAUUAAGGCUUUUAAGUAAUUUAAAAAGCUGAAACUAUUCGACAGUGUUUGUACAAAGGACAUCUAUAUCCGUCUACUUUUCAUAAUUUUCAAAAAUGACUUGAGAGUUCUGUACAUAAUUUUUAGCUCCAAUUCAAUUAUAAAUAAUGAAUGAAUGGUUUAAUGCUGAUUAAAAUACCUGAGCCUACCUUCAUUUUUAUGAAAAGUACUACGCAGUCAUUUCACUACACUGCCAUUUGAUCAGCUUACAACUGAAAUAAUGCAUUCUUUAAACAAAUGUAAAAAUUGAAAUAAUACUUCUGCAAUUUAUAAAAGUUUCACAACUAAAGACAUUAAUUUUAUUAAUUAAAAAUUGUGGUCUAUCUGUUUCUACUUACGUGCCAUUUUUUUCAUUAAAAUAGUUGUUUUCCAUAUUAUCAUGUAUCACAAAGUCUGUCGAUAUGCGCAUAAAUCAAUAUAUUUUAUGAACUACUUUCGUAGACAUUUUAAGGAAUAACGCUCGUGGAUUGCAUUUAAUUAUAUUUUGUAACAAUGCGACAUGGUUUCUUUCAAUUAUAUAUAUUAAUUAUAUAUUCA